GAUGUCGGCGGCGGUGCCGGAGCUGAAGCAGAUCAGCCGGGUGGAGGCUAUGCGCCUGGGGCCGGGCUGGAGCCAUUCGUGCCACGCCAUGCUGUACGCCGCCAACCCCGGGCAGCUUUUCGGCCGCAUCCCCAUGCGCUUCUCGGUGCUGAUGCAGAUGCGCUUCGACGGGCUGCUGGGUUUUCCCGGGGGCUUCGUGGACCGGCGCUUUUGGUCUCUGGAGGACGGUCUGAACCGGGUGCUGGGCCUGGGCCUAGGCUGCCUGCGCCUCACGGAGGCCGACUAUCUGAGCUCGCACCUGACCGAGGGCCCACACCGCGUCGUGGCGCACCUGUACGCACGGCAGCUGACGCUGGAGCAGCUGCACGCUGUGGAGAUAAGCGCGGUGCAUUCGCGCGACCACGGCCUGGAGGUGCUGGGGCUUGUGCGCGUCCCACUUUACACCCAAAAGGACCGAGUCGGUGGCUUUCCCAACUUCCUGAGCAACGCCUUUACCAGCACCGCCAAGUACCAGCUGCUCUUCGCUCUCAAGGUGCUCAACAUGAUGCCCGAAGAGAAACUGGCUGAGGCUUUGGCCGCUGCCACUGAGAAGCAGAAGAAAGCGCUGGAGAAGCUCCUCCCGUCUUCCUCCUGAGCACAGGCUGCAGGCAGCUCCAGGACAUGGUAUGGAAGCACGGGCCGAGUGUGCAGAAUGACAACCGCCGAGCCACCACAGACGGGAAGGUCACCACUGGCCCUAUGUCCGGAAGGACUUCUCAGUGAAGCUAACAAAGUUUCCACAGCACCUGCUUGGCCUGGUAAGGAAAGCUGUGCUCCGGCCUAGCCUGAGCAUCUCUUCCACCUUAGAGCCUCGAUGAAGUGGCCAGUACGUGGGGGCAUAGGCACUUCUUUCUGUAAAUAAAAUACCUGUACCU
Messenger RNA from Neomonachus schauinslandi (Hawaiian monk seal), 914 nucleotides. It is a transcript of the gene NUDT16L1, whose product is annotated as nudix hydrolase 16 like 1. The record is from RefSeq and is a predicted model, not a curated record. Gene Ontology annotation, molecular function: snoRNA binding. The transcript is spliced from 4 exons. Gene Ontology annotation, cellular component: nucleus. NCBI's taxonomy places the organism in Eukaryota, Metazoa, Chordata, Mammalia, Carnivora, Phocidae. The coding region runs from base 2 to 634 and encodes 210 amino acids.